Lolium rigidum is the source of this 1350-nucleotide messenger RNA. Its product is annotated as mitochondrial phosphate carrier protein 1, mitochondrial. Gene Ontology annotation, molecular function: phosphate transmembrane transporter activity. Bases 1 to 975 code for a protein of 324 amino acids. The record is from RefSeq and is a predicted model, not a curated record. Lineage: Eukaryota; Viridiplantae; Streptophyta; Magnoliopsida; Poales; Poaceae. The transcript is spliced from 6 exons. Gene Ontology annotation, biological process: mitochondrial phosphate ion transmembrane transport. Gene Ontology annotation, cellular component: mitochondrial inner membrane.
AUGGCCGCGCGCGGAGGCGGAGGUGAGUCGGCGGCGGCCAGCGUGGCUUCGGCGGCGGGAAGGAGCGGCGGCGUAGGGAUGCGGCUCUUCUCGCCGGAGUACUACGCGCUCUGCUUCGGCGGCGGGACGCUGGCGGCCGGCACCACCCACCUCGCCAUCACCCCGCUCGACGUCCUCAAGGUCAACAUGCAGGUGAAUCCCGUGAAGUACAACACUAUAUUCUCGGGAUUGAGCGUUCUCGUGAAAGAAGAGGGUGCCUCGUCGCUGAGGAGAGGCUGGGGCGGGAAACUUUUCGGCUAUGGUGCCCAGGGCGGUUGCAAGUUUGGUUUCUACGAGUUCUUCAAGAAGCAGUACUCUGAUGUGCUGGUGGGCAGCAAUAAGAGCACGAUUUACUUUCUUAGCAGCGCAUCUGCUCAGAUCAUAGCCGAUGUUGCCCUCUGCCCGUUUGAAUCGGUGAAAGUCCGUGUGCAAACGAAUCCCAUGUUUGCGAAAGGUUUGGUCGAUGGCUUCCCAAGGGUGUAUGCAGCUGAAGGCCUGUCUGGAUUUUACAGGGGCCUUAUACCACUUUGGGGACGAAAUCUUCCAUUUUCUAUGAUAAUGUUUUCGUCAUUUGAGCAUACCGUGGACUUCCUAUACAAGAAGGUCAUUCAAAAGAGAAAAGAAGAUUGUUCAACAGCGCAGCAGCUUGGUGCUACAUGUCUGGCUGGAUAUAUAUCUGGUGCUGUUGGUACAGUUGUUUCAAAUCCUGCAGAUAACAUUGUCUCAUCUCUGUACAACAAAAAGGCUAAAAGUGUUAUACAUGCUGUGAAAAGCAUUGGAUUACGUGGAUUGUUCACAAGAAGCCUACCCAUCCGUAUCACCCUUGUAGGGCCUGUCGUAACCAUGCAGUGGUUCUUCUAUGAUUCUAUUAAGAUAUUUACUGGAUUGCCACCCAGUGGAGGGCUUCCUCGUGAACUGGAAGAAGCUAACAAAUGAUAUGACCUGUUCCACAAAAGUUCAUUGAUACAUUUUUUUGGUAUAGCGAAAUCUCUGAGAAGUAUUUUAUCCACAGUUCUGACUGAUUAUGGGAAGCGUGAGUGUGAUUUGUAGUUUAGGGAACAGCAACUAACCGAACUGUUCGAAGAUGCACCUUAGACAACCAUAAGUCCAUGAACUUUAGCACCCCUUUGGCACAUAUGUUAUAGCCUGGUGCCCUGGCGGCGUGUUCAUGUUUUGUAGUAUCUCCACUUUGAAGAUUGUUGCCAGGAAAAUGUACUUUUGCUAUGUAUACAAAUGAUUGUCCGAAAGUCCAUUGUAAAUAAUUAUGUGGAGGAUGAAAACUGGGAUCAUGAGAUUAUGUCUUAUGUUAUA